Molecule: messenger RNA, 595 nt
Organism: Lolium rigidum
Lineage: Eukaryota; Viridiplantae; Streptophyta; Magnoliopsida; Poales; Poaceae
Product: U-box domain-containing protein 19-like
Exons: 1
Coding region: 80-595 (171 amino acids)
Cellular component (GO): cytoplasm; nucleus
Molecular function (GO): protein binding
Source: RefSeq, a predicted model, not a curated record
CUUCUACCUCUCCUCCAACGCCGACUACUGCAAGGAGAUCGGCCGCAUCCCGGAGGCCAUCCCGACGCUGGUCCACCUCAUGAGGGAGGGCACCUACCGCGGCCGCAAGAACGCGCUGGUCAGCCUCUACGGGGUGCUCCAGGGCGCCGCCAGCAUCGCGAAGGCGGUGUCCGCCGGCGCCGUGGCCGUGCUCGCCAACCUCCUGUCCAGCGACCGCGAGGACAUCGUGAACGACUCCGUCGCGCUGCUCGCGAGGAUCGCCGAGCAGCCGGCCGGCGCGACAGCAAUCCUGGCCAGCUCGGAGCUCGUCACGAGCGUCGUCGACUCCCUCGGCGCGUCGUCGUCUCGGUCGGGUAAGGACCACUGCGUGUCGCUGCUGGCCUCCUUGUGCCGGCACGGAGGCGACAAGGUCGUCGCCCUGAUGGGCAAGAUGCCGGCGCUGAUGCCCGCGCUGUACGCGCUCAUGGCCGACGGCAGCCCUGUGGCGGGCAAGAGAGCGAGGUGGCUCAUCAACGAAAUCCACCGGGUCUACGAGCAUCGCCAACCGCCUCCGCCGGUCGCGCCGCCGGCUGGUGACCGUGUCAUUCGAGUUUAG